Messenger RNA from Beauveria bassiana ARSEF 2860, 1110 nucleotides. RefSeq lists its product as uncharacterized. The transcript has 3 exons. NCBI's taxonomy places the organism in Eukaryota, Fungi, Ascomycota, Sordariomycetes, Hypocreales, Cordycipitaceae. The coding region runs from base 1 to 1110 and encodes 369 amino acids. The record is from RefSeq and is a predicted model, not a curated record.
AUGGCCGCACAGGCGCAGGCCGUCACAGUCUCCCUUAAAGAUCUCCAGUCUGGCAAUGUCUCUUUCGAGACUCUUCAGCGGGCUUUUGGCCCAGACUCGCUUGGCAUCCUGGUCGUCAAGGAUGUACCCGAGAAGUUUCCCAGGCUGAGACACUCGGCUCUAUCUUAUGCCUCGUAUCUCGGCAAUCUUCCUCGAGAAGAGCUCGAAAAGCUUGAAAACGCCCAUGCCAAGUACCUCACCGGCUGGUCCUUGGGCAAGGAGACUCUCAGAAACGGCAAGGCCGAUACCUUCAAGGGAUCCUACUAUGCCAACUGCGCGUUUUACGUCGACCCCUCUCUCGAGUGCGCCAAGCCCACCGCCGAGUUCUCCGAGGAGACCUUUCCCGAGUACCUGUCCCCCAACCAGUGGCCCGCCGAUAAUGUCCUUCCCGGCUUUAAACCCGCCGUGACAGACCUCUGCAGUCUCAUCAUUGAUGUCGCGGUCCUUGUCGCCCGUGCCUGCGACCGCUUCGCCGAAAAGGAAAUCCACGGCUACCCCAAGGGUUACCUUGAGCACGUCGUCAGCACCUCUAACACCACCAAGGCGCGCCUCCUCCACUACUACCCCCAAGGCAAGGAGCAUGCCGCCGCCGCCGACGGCGACGAGGACGAGGACGACUGGUGCGCCACACACCUGGACCACGGCUGCCUGACGGGCCUGACGUCGGCCAUGUUUGUCGACGAAAAGGAGACCGACGCCAGCGUGCCCUCCUCCGUCGUCGGCGUCACGGGCGCGAGCCUGCCCACGCUGGCCGAGCUGCCCGCGUCGCCGGACCCCAGCGCCGGCUUGUACAUCAAGUCGCGCACCGGCGAGACUUUCCAGGUCAAGAUUCCGCGCGACUGUAUCGCCUUUCAGACGGGCGAGGCGCUCGAGCGCAUCACGGCCGGCAGGUUCAAGGCCGUGCCGCACUUUGUGCGCGGCGUCGGAGCGAGUGUCAGCAAUGGCCGCAUCGCGCGCAACACGCUGGCCGUGUUUACGCAGCCCAACUUGGGCGAGGAGGUGGACAUCGAGCAGCAUCUCACGUUUGGAGAAUUUGCGCGUGGUGUAGUCACCAAGAAUACCGUAUCAUAG